AUGUUCUCGGUGCUUCCAGAGACUAGCACGCCGAAUAUUCUACUCCGAAGAGCUGAGCGCCUGAGAAAGCUGACGGGAGGGUCGAGACUCAUGGCUCAGAGCAAGAUUGACCAGGCCAAGCUCUCUACACGCGAGGUUGUCGUCGACGCUCUUAUCAAGCCGAUGGAGACCACCAUCAAGGACCCCGCCAUCCUCUUCGUCAACGUCUACACCGCGAUCAUUUCUACUACUCCUUCUUCGAAGUCUUCCCCCUCGUCUACCCAGUCUACUACGGCUUCAGCCUCGGCAUCAUCGGCGUCCUCUUCACCUGCAUCCUCAUCGCCUGCCUCAUUCGCCGUCUACUCCGCAUACCUCUACUUCUACCUCAUCCCUAUCGUCAAGAACGGCCUACGCGCACAAGAGCAUAAUCUCGUUCCAGCGCUGUUCGCCUGUUUUGGUCCUACUAUCGGUCUCUUCAUCUUCGCUUGGACCGCACGACCAGACAUCACCUGGGUCGCCCCCACAAUCGGCAUCGUCCUCUACGGCGCCAGCGUCUUCGUCGUCAUGCAAUGCAUCUUCACCUACGUCCCGAUGUCGUACCCGCAGUACGCGGCGAGUUUGUUCACGGGCAACGAUUUCUUGAGGAGCGCGUCGGCGUGUGCUUCUAUCCUCUAUGCGCACCCGCUGUAUAAGGAUCUUGGUGUUGCGAGGGGGACGAGUCUUUUGGGUGGACUGAGUGUUAUUGGGAUUGUUAAAUUUAUAUUUCCGAGAUAUCAUUUAUUUGCACAAGGGACUGUAUCUUUCGCCACUGGACAAAAAUAA
Messenger RNA from Pseudogymnoascus destructans, 801 nucleotides. RefSeq lists its product as uncharacterized. The record is from RefSeq and is a predicted model, not a curated record. Gene Ontology annotation, biological process: xenobiotic detoxification by transmembrane export across the plasma membrane. NCBI's taxonomy places the organism in Eukaryota, Fungi, Ascomycota, Leotiomycetes, Thelebolales, Thelebolaceae. Gene Ontology annotation, molecular function: fluconazole transmembrane transporter activity. Bases 1 to 801 code for a protein of 266 amino acids. The transcript is spliced from 2 exons.